UAAUAUUGCUCAUGCAUUACGUCUAUUUUUUUUUUUUUUUUGCAAUUCAAAUUAAAAACAAAACAACAUAUUAGUUUAAGGGGACUUAGGAUAAUCACAGAUUUAGUUUGGACUUUUUUGUUCUUCAUAAUUCUUAGUUGUUGUUCUGCUCCAUUCAGUAAAACAAGAGAAACAACAACAUUUUUAUCUCAACGUGAUAAAUGAACAGCUAAUUAGUCUUCUGGGGAACAAGGACUUUGAAGGAAUAUAUUGCAACAAGAAACUUUACAAAAGGUACGUAAACAUCAGUAAACAUCAGACUGUUACCUGACCUGAGAAUGGAGCUUACUGUAUUAUGUCUAGUACUGGGCUGCUUUAGUUACACAGGUGCUGUAUUACCGGAUUUGGUGGCUCCUGACAGCAACAACAUCAAGACAGAGUUUUCCCCGGACGACUCAGCAGCCGGAGCGAUGGACACCAGCAAGGACAAUCAGAACGCCACCCCACUGGUCAUCACGAACCCUCCGCCCACGACGCCCACGACAACCACCACCACCACAACAACAACCACAACCACGCCAACUACCACGCCAACCACCACGUCGACAACCACAACGACAACCACACCAACCACAACAACAACCACAACCACACCAACCACAACGCCAACCACCACUACCACCACUUCAACCACAACAAGACCAACAACGACGACAACCACUCCAACCACCACCACUAGGACCACGACGACAACAACAACGACGACAACAGAAAGGCCAUUGCCGCUAAUAAUAACACAAGCUCCAGUGUACCCCCCAAGCUUCAACAUCUACAACCCCCCCUAUCAGAAUGGUUUCUUCUUUGGACCCGGUCAGGACCCCAACUACCCCAUGCAACAGCCCAACACCUGGCACGGAAGAAGGACCAACAUUCCUUGGUGGAUGCUUCUCUUUGAAGAGAUUUAACUGAUUGCGUCAUAAGCCUCAGCAGAUGUUGAAGAUGUUGAUGUCUUCAGCAGACGUCAUACGUUGUUGCCGGAAGUACCAAACCCAUCAUCAACAAAGAACUUUUCAAAUCAGGCAACGAAUUUUUGGAGCGUGAACUUUUUGAACCAUUUCCUCCUGUGUCCAUUUCUUUCUGGGAGUGCAAUCUUUUUGUAUAGAAAGGUUUUACUCCAGAGCAGCAAGUCUUGAAUGUGUAUUAAAGAAACUAUUUGGACAACUAAGAAGAGAUACAAUGUAUCUUUGAACUCAUUGUUAGGAAUAUUGCCAAUAAAUCUUUCAUGCUUUUCUUUUGUCCAUUUUAUCUGCUAAAAUUAUUUGUUUCCUCUAAGAAAUGUCUCAAAUUUUAAAAGUUAUUUUUUAUUCAUAUUUUUCAAGCAUUGUAUUUUUAAUUUUUUUUACUUUUUAGCAAAAAUUGACUUUUGAUAUUUAUCAUGCAAUUCAAGCCAGUCCAGACUUUCUUUAACCUUUAACCUUGCACUAUUUUUACAGCCUCAUAAACGUUUGUUGUAAUGCUAAAUCUAAGAGAAUGUUGCUUUUUAAGACUAACUUGAAGCCAUCAUGACGAGAGAGCGUCCUAUACUGACCACGAUUCUAUUCUUGCCAUUCAAUUGAGCUAUUGGAAAAAGACUUUUAAUAUUUAGUUUGUCUUUUUGAAAUAGAAUUUUAGUUUUUUGUUGUUUUUUUUCGAUUAUUUUACUAAUUAGAAUGCUACUUUGAAACUAAUGAUUAAAAAAAAAAACAGCCAAGUAAAGUUUGAUUUAUAGUCUACUAAGCUUGCAGUUCCAAAGUUAUUCAUUGGUCAGUCGCGACGUCCCUUAAUGAGUCACGUGGAAAAACGAAACGAGUUUACUGGAAACUAUGAAACAUGACAUUCACCUUUUGUCCUUCAGCAUGCGAGAUAAAGUGAGUCUCCAUAGGAAUAUAGAGAAACAGAAACACAAUUCAAUUAGUGGACAUCACACUUGUGUCUGCAAUUCUGACAUUACCAUAAGACAUCUGGGUUAGGAAAUUUCGCAAUGUCAAAAUGUCGCAAACGGAAACUCAAGUUUGAACUCUCCGAUGUUUUGUGAUUACAACUAUCAACCAACUUAAAUGUUUUAUAAGAAAUAUGUGUUGCCGAAGUAUACUUUUGAAAAAAAAUGACAACAUUAAAUUCUCUCAUGUUUCUUCAUUUCAAUGUUAUCUAUUUAAAUGAUUUUGUUUAUUGAUUAAUUUGUUGUAAUUUAUUGAUACAAUUAAAUUAAAAAAAAA
This is a messenger RNA of Biomphalaria glabrata, 2234 nucleotides long. Its product is annotated as integumentary mucin C.1-like. The record is from RefSeq and is a predicted model, not a curated record. The transcript has 4 exons. The coding region runs from base 318 to 944 and encodes 208 amino acids. Lineage: Eukaryota; Metazoa; Mollusca; Gastropoda; Planorbidae.